AUUUUUUAUUCGACGGUCGCAUGCAUCCGUCUCCAUUUUCAACAGGCAAAGCGCCGCGACAGGAGCACCAAGCCGCCCUCGUCAGCAGCCGUGCGGUAGCAGCGAGUGCUCUACAUGCAAAGCAGCGAAAUUAAUCUGCGGAAAUAAGUGGAUAUUUACGCACUGCUUACGUAACUUUACUGGACUAUUUAUUCUACUGUUGUUAUUUUUUUUUCUUCUAUCCACCCUAAGUUUUUUUUUUAAUUGCACAAUUCGCAUUUUGCAUUUUUAACUGAUUUAAACUAAAAAUGGAGAAUCAAGAAAGCAAGUACCUCCCGGAGCUCCUCGCAGAGAAGGACAGUCUGGACGUGUCAUUUACGCACGCGAUGAAACUUUUAUCUGCAGGUAAAAACAAAUGUCAUUGGCAACAUUUUGCUGCUUCAUUCGGUCAAAAGGAUUUAUAUUUUAUGGAGUGCGUUAAGGUUUUUUGCUAUGUGCGUUUUGAAAAGGACGCACCUUGGCUGGACUGUGUUGGCUAGACGGGACGGGUAUAGCGGGUCUGUAAACCCCUGCAAACAAUACAUCCCGUUCAUAGCUUGGCUACGACCCGUCACCACACCGACAUCCCGUUCAUAGCUUGGCUACGACCCGUCACCACACCGCAGUUAGGCUACAGGGUGACACGUGAUCUAGACACGGGUUUAGCAAACGUUGGAAACAAAUGGUUGAAUGGAACCAUGAAAAUAGCUUUCCUAAUCGAGUUUGUGAACUUCCCCUUCUGAAAUAUUUAACUCCCUUGAAAAUGCGCACGUAGUAGCCUAGCCGAAAUCCCACUCUCAAAGCUGCAGCUCCCUCUAUAAAAAUGGGCCAAAUGGGCUUUCUAUAGCCUAUGUCCGCAAUCCCAAGAGAAAUACGGAGUUUGACAGGAUGUUCUGGGGGUGUUUUUGUCUGCCAGACACAGUGCAGCCCUUAUUGUGUGUGUGGUAGUAGGUCCUAGCAAACCACCAUCACCAAAGCUCAAAAAGACUGUUUGCUGUCCUCUGGGUGGUAGGCCUAAUCCCAAAAUAUGUUGUAUUUUGGAUAGAGAGAAUGCUAUUCAGAGCUGCAUGUAGGUCACUUUGAAACUUGUAUAAUCUCAUGUCAAAGCUUACCAAGUGUGGUUAUUUAUUUUGAGUAGCCUACUAUUGAAGCGAAAGUUGCGAUCGUGGAAAAGACAACUAGGCUACGUUUUGUAUUGACCAGCAACACCCGCCCAAGGGUAGAUUAUUGAAUUGGACAACAGUAGGGGUUGGAGGUCAAUUUGAUACAUUGUAACAGCGUAUGUCGAUAAACACAUUGUAACAGUGUCAAUUUGAUACAUUGUACCGUGUGUGUCGACAUGGUAACAGCGUCGACACAUUGUCUGUGUUUGUUGUUACAUUGUAACCGCGUGUGUAACAACAUGUGUAUCGCCACAGCGUAAGAAUGUAGCGUUUGUCUGCAAAAACACGUGUCCUAUUGCUAUUCCGCCAGUGAGAGACGCUAUGUGUUUAUGGGCCGGUUUCCCGGACACAUUUUAAGUCUAGUCCAGGACUACGUUUAAUCUGUGACUGGGAAAACGGCCCUUUCUGUUAAAUCAGAUGAUCAAAAUAUUACAGAUAAGAUGCUGAAAGGCUUUUGUCUGGAGAAGCGCAACAGUGAGUUGUUAAACGUUUUUCCGAAAUGUGUAUAACCUAGAGUCCCAGCUGGCUCUGACACACUUUUUCAGUGAGGAAAUAUGUUUUUCCAUCGGUCCUUUCAACCCAUGUGUUUUGCAUUAUAACACAGACCACCUGGGAUGGAAAUCUAACGCAGUACUGUAUCUUACCAUUUGAUGGGGGUGUGGAGGUAGUUUAUAGAUAUUGUGUAGCGGGAUGGCCUGAAUUGGGAGAGAAAAAAAAAAAAAACGUUAGUCAGUGUUUCCUUAAUUGUGUAUGUUGUUGGGAUCUCUGGUGGAUGACAGUCAGUCAGUGUGUCUUUGAGAUCACAUAUGAAGGCAUGAUGGUUCAUUGCUGCUGGAUAAGUGGCUUGUUUUAUUUAGUGCCUCAUCAAGAUACUGUAUCACAGUGAGACUUGGAAAUGCCAGGGUAAAUCAACCUGGUGCUACUGACCUUGACUUAUGAGCGGAUGAGAUAAAGGUUUUCUGUCAUUAAGCUCAUUCCUAGAGACUCAGACUGGUAUCCGGGCUGGGACUUUGUCUGUCGUUAAGCUCAUUCCUAGAGACUCAGACUGGGAUCCGGGCUGGGACUUUGUCCAACACCUUUAAACGUCAUCAAAGCUGGCUGAGCGGUGGGCUAUAUAUGCCUACUACACGGGCGGGCAUUACAGGUGUAAAACAGGUUGCAUAAGUUUGCUACUGUGUACAUCUCACCUUGGCUUUUGUCCCUCAUGGAGUCUUUGUCCUGUACUGAUAAUAAUUCCGAUUGUAGUCCUAGAUACGGCGCGCUAUAUAGUGCCUAUAGACGACUGUGGUGGUGUGUGACUGGCCGGUCAAAAGAGUACAGAGCAAUAGAUGCCUAGUGCCAGUCCAGUGUGUGUGUGGAGUACAGCGGCCCCUCAGACACCGCUGCUAGCAGCAAACCUCUGGCUCCCAGCUGCUUAGUGCAGUUGACAUGUUUGCUCGUGGCAUGCUGAGACACUGUCAAGGCAGGGGGGUGUGAGGCGGUGGUCUGAAAUGAAUUGUGUUGUUUCCAUACUGUAGAUUUAAAGGUUUCUUCCAUGGCUGUAUGACUUCUAACUAGUCAAUGGUCUGGGCAAUUAAAGGUGCAAUAUGCAGAAAUCGCUUCUGCCGUUUCCUGGUUGCUAAAAUUCGAUUAGUUCAGCUAAUUUCAGUUUAUUUGACCAAACAAGCAAGUAUAGUGUAGAGAAUCAUUAUACCAUCUAAACCGCUGUGAAAUAUAUUUUCAAUAACAAUUUUUUUUUGUAUUUUCAGCUGUUUGAAGCUGGUGUACAAAAUCAAAAGUAAAAGACGCAAAAACGAAACGUAAGAAUAGAAAGCAUAGAAAUAGCGCACAUAGAACAGACCUACCGCUUCUUAGACUGGCUUUCAAUGAGAACGACAGAUCUAUCAUUCACAUUUCUAUGUGAAGUUAGUCGGGUCGCCCAAAAAGUUACAUAUUGCAGCUUUAAUGUUUUCACAGAAAUUACAUUACAUGGUAACUGUAUUGUUAUAACAAAGUAGGAUGUGUUUGAAUCAAUUGAAUUCUCCAUUGUAGAAAUUGAGAGAAUCCAGAAAGGUGAGCCCAAAAAGGAAGGAGGAGACACGUACCUGGACCUUUUCACUGUCAAGAAUAUCAAACUGAAGGAACGCGUGCUCAUACCUGUCAAACAGUAUCCAAGGGUAAGCCUUCUCCCUUUUCUCAAACAUCUCCUCUCCUCUUUUCUCCUCUCCUUCAUUCAGCAGCAGGGCUUGAAUUACAUGGGUGACUAGGGGUAUGCAGGCCAUCCCAAAAAACAAACCACGGCAUGUGUUAAUAAGUGUUUCAGAGUGUCUUAAGUGUCUAAAUGUUGACCCCCCCCCCCCCCCCCCCCCCCCCCCCCCCCCCCCCGCCACUUCCCCACCACAGGUUUCUGUCUGGGAGUGGACAGAAACAGCACAAUACAAUAUUAUCAUGAUACUUGGGUGCCGAUACGAUGUAUUGCGAUUGUCACGAUUCUAUAUGAAUUGAUUUUCGAUACUGCGAUUUUAUUGCGAUUCGAUGUUCCAAACAUAUUGCUCAUCAUAUGUCUGCUGCAGAAGGGACAAGAAAGAGAGAGCCAUGAGAAAACGAGUUUCGAUCAGUCACGGAAAUAAAUGUGCUGAAACAAAUUGUGUUUUUGGUGGCAGAUAUAGCAAACUAGCGCAAAAAUAAUAUUGCAAUAUUGUCAAAACUAUAUGAUAUAUGGUCAAACAUAAUAUCCCCAAUAUGUAACUGUAUUGAUUUCCCCAACCCACCCUCCAUCACUAGUAGGCGUAGGGCAAAUAUAAGUGUAGUUAAAAGUGGUUCACCGAACUAUGCUUCCUUCUGUGAUGAGUCAUUUUUUUCUGAGACGGCAAGGCGUGUGUAGGCUUCAAAGGCUUUAGCUGGGUGGGCUGAUGCAUUGAUCCGUCGCUUGUGUAGGUGACUCCACUCAAACCAGAGAGACUGUCAACUUUUCUCUAGACAGGGGGUUCCCUCAAAUCAGAGCUUUGAGGUCUGGAGUAGUUCUGGUUUUAUUUGAAUAAUGUCACUAAUUGGUCAGAGAUUCCGGCCGCCCAGGGUUCUGAGUCGGUACAUGAUUAGAAGGAGAGAGAGAAUGAGAAGUGUUUUUUAGUCCGUCCAGAAUUAUAAUUGAAUAGCCCGUGCUCUCAACCAUGUUUUAGGGAUUAAGAGAGGUGACACAUUUCACCGUAAAAUGCUUUCCCUCCCGAGGGACAACGAUUAUUAAUCCAUUUCCUGGUACCUCAUUAUUUUAAGUAUCACUAAAACUCUGUAUUUACAUGGUGAUUACAUGGUUGGCAGAACUUUGCACAGUGUAACCACAGUGUGUGUGUGUGUGUGUGUGUGUGUGUGUGUGUCUGCAACCAUUCUACCAGACUGCGGCUUGCACAAUUGUUCCUUUAUAGUUGCUUCAUGUUUCAAAUGCUUUGGUUGCCUAGUUCCUUACGAUGGUGAAGGUCUGCCACAUUUGUAUUGGCAAAGGCGAUAUGACCCAUAGUGAUGUGAGGGCUGACCUAUAACCCGCAGUCCCCGCGGUUAUAUCCCCUGGACGGGCGGGUUUAGGGUAAUCGAAUAUUGUGUGGAUGAAGGGUGUGUGGACGAAGGGUGGGUGGGUUGAAUAAAGAAGAAAUUAUACACAAAUAAAUCCAUAAAUGUGUCAUUCAUAUCUAUAGGCUACAUCAAGGUCUCCCCCCCCCCCCCCCCCCCCUCAUUAAUUUAGGCUAUCUGGCAUUAGUACGUAAGCCUUGGAGCCUAACUGUACGCGCGCCAAAUAGCUUACACACCAAUCGCCAAAUGUAUUUGGGAACAGGCAGAAAGAGUUAAUGUCGAUCCACGGAGGGCAAAAAGGACAAUGUCUGAGUUUAAUUUCAGUAAGAGAAAAUCUGCGAAAGGAGAGUUUAAAAAUAAAGAGAAGGGAGGGGCCAGAAAAGUAAUAUUUGGGAAGUGGUAAAAGAGGAUGAUAGCAGUGCUUCAAAUAGGUCUAUGGUACGUCAAGGGAACUGUAGCCUACUGUUCAGAUGGAUUAAAUGGAAACUGAAAUCUGGACACUGACUGUAGGGCUAUAACCUCUCACAUAGCCUUAAUAUUAACUCCUGAAGAAUUAAAGAAACCAAAUGUAGGCAACAUUUUGACUUGGGAACAAGAGUGAAGAAAUAGGAUUUCGUUUUUUCAGCGUCUUGGGAGAAUGCAAAUGCAGUUCGAUAGCGUCUGUAAAGGUGCUGUCUUUAUCAGCGUCAUAAAAGCUGAUAGUAUUUCAACCACAUAAAAUAUGCAUCCAAGCCGAACUGAAAUCUUAUCAGAAACAUGUUGGGUCGUUUUCACAGCUUUCUAUUUCCUUACAACCGGUCAAACUGAUGUCAUUUGGAAAUUCUGCACAGAAAAUCUUUCCCGUUUUUUUGUUGAGUUAGUGCAUUUUCUCCCCGGUCCCUAAACAUCUUUGCUCAGCAAAAGAAGCAGAGAUAACAGAGAACUGCAUCAAUGUCAGCUAGAUUGAAGCAUUCAUUCUAUUGAUUUAUAACGUUAUUCUGGUGAGCAAGGGUUUAUUUAGUCUUCUAAGGCAACAUAUAAUGACAGAAGAGAAGCUACAUCUAUCUAAUUAUAGACAAGGUGACUAACAAAUAGCCAAAAAUGUUGGAAAUUAUAAGCAGAAACAUCUAAUUUAGGCCCCCCAAAAAAAUCCUGCACCCCUGUCAAAAAAUCUUUCCGCCGUCUCUGGCUGUAUCCUACAGAGCAUGUUCUAUAUUAGCUGGUUAGGGGUUGGGUGCGGGCCUCUGAUUUCCACGUUAUCACAUACAUGUAUAGUCAGGCGGUUGCGGAUGGGUUAUUAGCAAUUGCGGGUGGGUGCGGGUGACCAAACAGCUGACCCAACGCACCACUAAUUUCCCAAACUGAAACACUGUGCUUUUUAUGCAACAAGUACAGAACACACAGCCAUGUGCUUCCCUCCACUCUGGUACACAACGCUCCAUGUAGAUAUUCUGUGGUCUAAACCUGUCUUGUUUCUCCUGUUUCCAGUUCAACUUUGUGGGAAAGAUCCUUGGCCCUCAGGGCAACACAAUCAAACGCCUUCAGGAGGAGACUGGGGCCAAGAUCUCUGUACUGGGUAAAGGUUCCAUGAGGGACAAAGCCAAGGUGAGAGAGCUGAUGUACACCUUUUACACACACCUGUCAUAUUAUACACACCUGUCAUAUUAUACACACCUGUCAUAUUACACACACCUGUCAUAUUAUACACACCUGUCAUAUUAUGCACACCUGUUAUAUUAUACACACCUGUCAUAUUACACACACCUGUCAUAUUAUAUACACCUGUCAUAUUAUAUACACCUGCCAUAUUAUACACACCUGUCAUAUUGUACACACCUGUCAUAUUAUACACACCUGUCAUAUUACACACACCUGUCAUAUUAUACACACCUGUCAUAUUAUGCACACCUGUCAUAUUAUAUACAGCUGUCAUAUUACACACACCUGUCAUAUUAUACACACCUGUCAUAUUAUGCACACCUGUUAUAUUAUACACACCUGUCAUAUUACACACACCUGUCAUAUUAUAUACACCUGUCAUAUUAUAUACACCUGUCAUAUUAUACACACCUGUCAUAUUAUACACACCUGUCAUAUUAUACACACCUGUCAUAUUAUACACACCUGUCAUAUUAUACACACCUGUCAUAUUAUAUACACCUGUCAUAUUAUAUACACCUGUCAUAUUAUACACACCUGUCAUAUUAUACACACCUGUCAUAUUAUACACACCUGUCAUAUUAUACACACCUGUCAUAUUAUACACACCUGUCAUAUUAUACACACCUGUCAUAUUAUACACACCUGUCAUAUUAUACACACCUGUCAUAUUACACACACCUGUUAUAUUAUACACACCUGUCAUAAUACACACACCUGUCAUAUUACACACACCUGUCAUAAUACACACCUGUCAUAUUGUAUACACCUGUCAUAUACACCUUUAUGUACAGUGAGGGAAAAAAGUAUUUGAUACCCUGCUGAUUUUGUACGUUUGCCCACUGACAAAUAAAUGAUCAGUCUAUAAUUUUAAUGGUAGGUUUAUUUGAACAGUGAGAGACAGAAUAACAACAAAAAAAUCCAGAAAGACUCAUGUCAAAAGUGUUAUAAAUUGAUUUGCAUUUUAAUUAGGGAAAUACGUUUUUGACCCCCUCUCAAUCAGAAAGAUUUCUGGCUCCCAGGUGUCUUUUUUACAGGUAACGAGCUGAGAUUAGGAGCACACUCUUAAAAGGGAGUGCUCCUAAUCUCAGCUUGUUACCUGUAUAAAAGACACCUGUCCACAGAAGCAAUCAAUCAAUCAGAUUCCAAACUCUCCACCUUGGCCAAGACCAAAGAGCUCUCCAAGGAUGUCAGGGACAAGAUUGUAGACCUACACAAGGCUGGAAUGGGCUAACAAGACCAUCGCCAAGCAGCUUGGUGAGAAGAUGACAACAAUUUGUGCAAUUACUCACAAAUGGAAGAAAACACAAAAGAACUGUCAAUCGCCCCAAUUACUAUUUACAAUUCAUCACGUCAUGGGUGAGCUCACCAUUGAUCGAAAUAAUUUAGUGAAAGACCUUCUAAAAAAUCGAAAGUAAUCCGACGAUGGGUAGUUUGUGCGAGCCACCAUGUUUGUUUUUCCGCGUCAACCAAGGAUAAGAAGAGAAGACAGGAUGAGGUUGGUCUGUUGGUCACCUCAUUAUAACUUCUUUGGUCUGACAGACGUUUACGUGACACCCACAAUGCAUUGUAUAACGUCAACAACCAUGGCGCCACACAUAGCUCAGUUGGCGUAGUCCCCUGUAGCUCAGUUGGUAGAGCAUGGCGCUUGCAAUGCCAGGGGUUGUGGGUUCGUUUCCUACGGGGGGGGGGGGCAGUAUGAAGAAUGUAUGCACUCACUAACUAAGUCGCUCUGGAUAAGAGCGUCUGCUAAAUGACAAAAAAAUUAAAAUAAUUGCUGCCAAAUAGCUCAUCAUAAAGCAAAUGUCUGCACACUUGAUCUGCGGAAACACUGGGGAGGUGCUUGGGCUCUGGUCGAAGAGAGAAGUUUGGCCGGCUCAGUAAAGCCUCAAACAUAAAUUGUCCGCAACAGUGAAACAGGCUACUUAUAUCUGAAUUAAUGAGGCGGAAUACACCUCAAUUCAAACUAUUGUUAGAAAAUAACAUUUGUUAGAAAAUUAUUUUAAAUUGACAAGUUGAAACACAGCCUAUAGAUAAUUGUUACGGUCGUUGAGAGACGGGUCAGACCAAGGCGCAGCGUGAAAUGCAUACAUGUUUAUUAAACUGACUAAACAUACAAAAACAACAAAAGGCAAUGAAACGUGACGUCGGAAGGCUAUACACUAACAAGCCCAAACUCACCGAACACAAACAAGAUCCCACAACACAGGCAGGAAAACUGGCUGCCUAAGUAUGAUCCCCAAUCAGAGACAACGAGCGACAGCUGCCUCUGAUUGGGAAUCACACCCGGCCGAACAUAGAAAUACAAACAUAGAAUGUCCCCAUAGAAAACACACACAUGAUAUUCACACCCUGACCAAACUAACUAGAGUUCUAUAGAUCAGGGCGUGACAAUAAUUAGCAGGCAGCGCGUGUUAACUGUCCUGUUGCGCAACAAUCACAUUUUGGAACAGUGAGUACAUUCAGACAUCAAAUGCAUAAAACAACUCACGCUGGGGUGACCGUUAGAGAUAUUUACAUUACAUUUUAGUCAUUUAGCAGACGCUCUUAUCCAGAGCGACUUACAGGAGCAAUUAGGGUUAAGUACCUUGCUCAAGAGCACAUCAACAGAUUUUUCACCUAGUCGGCUCGGAGAUUAGAACCAGCGACCUUUCGGUUACUGGCACAACGCUCUUAACCACUAAGCUACCUGCCGCCCACAUUUGGAACCCACAUGUGAAAAGGUUAAUAACCUCUCUAACUGUCCUGUGUUGUUGUGUUUCAGGAGGAGGGUCUGAGGAAAGGUGGUGAGCCCAAGUACGCGCACCUGGCUAUGGAGCUGCAUGUCUUCAUCGAGGUGUUUGCCCCCGUGCCCGAGGCUUACCUACGCAUGGCACACGCCAUGGAGGAAGUCAAGAAGUUCCUCUUUCCUGUGAGUGGAAUAGACUCUUAUUAAGUGUGGUGGUUCUGUAAGAUGCAGUUCUGUGUUUGAUCCCUUUUAUUUCCUUGUCUGCCCCUGCAGUACACUCUAGAAAUACAAAAAUAAAGGUGGAAGUUGGAACCAAAUAAGGUUCUUGAGAGCGCUGCAAUACGGGAACCAUUUUAGUGUCUCUGAAGAACCACAAAUGGGAAGGUUCUUUGAAGCACCAGACAAAAAUCCCUCUAGGACCAGAGUUGCUGUAUGGUUUUAAGCCAUAUUUGCAUAUUUCCCAGGGUGCCUUUCAAGAUAAUUUUAGAGUUACCAGUACCACUCAUGACUGUGUUUGCUAGUGACAGAGACAUGGUUGUUGCAUUCAAUCAUUUUCAGUCCUGUGGCAUUCACCAAGUGAGAUCAUAAGUGAACAUGUUGUCAUUAAAAUCAUAUACUUUAAGACAAUGCAAUACAUAUUUCAUAAGGUCUUCUUUUGAGGGCCUAGUUUUACUCUAAACAGUGGCCUGAAACGUAUAGUUUGAUGAACCAUCUAAACUGGAACUACCCUUUCAGUAACGGUUCCAAUAAGUCCAAGUAACAGAUUGGAAUAGUUUAGAAAAAUGUAUGUAUUUAUAUUUGAGUAGCAUAACAUUAAUUAAUCAAUCAAUGUACAUGCGAAAACAUAGAUAUUGAAACAAACAAUUCCUAAAAAUCAACCUGCAAUAAAGCAUGCUGGGAAAUAUGAUAAUGAUGGGCGUGGUUUUGAACACUGGGGUUCUUUUUACACCACUGAGUGUUAAUUUAACUCUUUACAGUGUUUAUUUAACUCUUGAAUCAACACUAUAAAUGUUACACUGAAAAAUCAACACUAGUUAAGACUGGCCAAUUAGCUGUGUGCUUUGAAAGGGACACAUCUGCAGGCUUCCAUACAUUUCAAGAACCUUUUAGAAUUCUAUAGAACCGUAGACGCCACGACAAGAACCCCACACUUAACUCAAAGGUUCUUUAUCGGACAAGAGUUCUCCAAGGAACCUUAAGAGUUGAGGAAGAACCAUUUAAGAAACGUUUUUUUUUUUUCAGUGUAUCUUGUCAAGGUUGUGAUCAUCAAAAACUGUAGAAUUUUUAUUAGGCAAGUGCAGGUUACUUUUCAAGACACAAAGAAAAUUGCUAUUUUUUUUUUCAUUAUUUGUAUGAAAUGGUUUUGAUACCUAAAGAGUUAUCAAAUGCUAUUGAUUGGUCUGUUUGACACAAUAGACCAAGCAAGCGCCACGUCAUUAGACGGACUGAACGACGGAUGUGUCUGCUUACCUGGAAUAACCAGCCUUGAUAGGGCAGCGAGCCUGAGCCUACAAACUAUCAGCUUAAAAAUAAUUGGGACACUUUCACCGUGGCAGCACUUUCACCGUGGCAGCAGUGUGCCUCCCAUAUGGCUCUACAUGACCGUAAGCCUCCUGUGUUAAAAGAGGCCCCAGAGGAGGGUGGUGCUGCCCCUGGACACUCAUCUAACUGCCGAGGUACAUUGGGGCAUCUGGAAAACAGCUUUUAACUGCUUCACUGGAUGUGUAGCAAUGCCAGCAUAAGCAGAAUUCUCACGAAGCCAUGUUGUUUACUCCCAGGUUUCAUUGAAAUUAAAGAGGUUACACAUACAGGUUUUGCAGGCGUUUUGUUCUGGCGUAGGCCAAGAUCAGUGCACCGAUACGAAAAAAAUAAAAUAAAUGGUACAUUUUUUGUACAAUGGUACAAAAAAAAUAUUUAAAAACAUUUUGUUAUCCUAGAUCUGUUUCUGUGGAGACUUUGAGCUACAGCAUUCUAAGAAAAUGUCCCCGAGCUCAACUCAGGUGGCCCAUUCCUAUAGCAUUGGGGACUGCCAUGCUGCCUCUAAUACUUUGGAAGGAUUCCAAGCUGGAGAAUUAUGGUCGGAAUUCUGGAAGCUGAUGAACUUGUUUGAAUAUUGCUAUCCUACAGAUGUAGGAUCUUAAUUUGAUCACCCUGUUGUUGCAGGAAAUGUCCUUUACAGCAGGAAAUGCAAACUUGUAUUGUAUUCGAGGCUUCUAAAGUUAGUAAUUUCCACUUAAACAUUUCUGACUAAAAAAUGUAUCAACCCCUACAAAAAUGUCCAUGAAUGAUAAUCUACACAAUAAUUCACAUUUCGUCUGGCUGCAGGAAUAUUUUCCUGCUGUGAGAAACUGGUCAAAUUAAUAUCCUAUAUCUGUAGCUAGGCAGUAUUAACUUAAUUUACCUGGAAAGAAGACGCAUAGAUCAUAUAGGUUAGACUCGUUUGUUUGGUUCGUAUGGGUAAAUGUAAAGCAGUGAUUUGGUGUAACAGUGCGAUUAUCAAGACAAACUUGUUUAGAUGUUAUUGUAGCGCUUUGUAUUACGUCCAUCAUCCAUCAGCUUAGCUAGCUUAAUUUGUCUAGUUUGAAGUGGGUCGAUUUUUUCUAAACUGGGGAAGGCAGUCUGUCUCUCUCCCUGGCCCCUAAAAACCCUCUGUUAGCCUUAAUAAUGAGUUAGCUUAGGUAGGAACGGUCCAGUGUAUAGCAGCGUAUUAACUGUCUACCUCGUUAAACGAAGGCAAUGCCGUGUUGCUCUUGGUUAAUGCGGAAUCAGACAAAAUGGUUGUUUUCUGGGUGUUGUCACUCUAGAGAUAAAUGGAGAACAGCCAGCCUGCCUGCGCUCAAUAUUAUAUUAUAUAACAUAUAAUAAUAAUAUAUAUAUAAUAUUAUAUAUAUUAUAUAACAUAUAAUAAUAUAUAUAUAUAUAAUAUUUUAGUAUCGCAGCUCCCUAUUACUUGCAUAGUGACCAGGGCUGUUAUUUAUCUGUAUUUAUCUAGUAAUGGGAAUAGUAUCAGGAUGGGUGCCAUUUGAGACGCAUUCUCAGGGGGAAAAAAAAAAAAGCAUUGAUUGGGUCGCGGUUCUACCCCCAAAAUGACUCUUUGGAGAAAGACUAUGUUUGAUGCUUGGUGUGUGAAUGGUUCUCUACUGCAGGAGUCUGUAUCAUUUAUUUAUCUGUUUCAAAUUUAACCUCUGCAAUAAACAGACGAAUAUAUGGUAGAUUUAGCACUAGGGUACAUUCACUAGUUAUUUUACCUUUCUUGCUUAUGUAGGGACUAGGGUGGUGCGUAUGCGCACACACACACACACACACGCACACGCACACACACACACGCACACACACACACACACACACACACACACACACACACACACACACACACACAUGCACACACACACGCACACACACACACACAUGCACACACACACACACAUAUGUACACUGUUUUAAAAGGCUUUAUGAGACAAGCUCUUUAUUGCCUGCUGCCUUGCUCUUUUAGUCAUUAGAGGAAGGCUUUGUAUCACUUUCCUCUCUCUCCAUGUUACCCCUCCUCCCCAUUUUUUUUUCCCUAUUUUUUUCUCCCUCAUAUUCCCUCCGUUCCUUCAGACUCAUCUUUUCUGUUUUUUCCCUUCAAGUCUUCCAUAUCUCUUCUUUUUUUCACCCCACCGUCCCUAUCCUCUUUCUCUUCUUUAGUUCUCAACUCUCUCCUCUCCUCUUCUGUCGCCCUGCCUCGAUCGAUCCCCUCGAACUUCGCUCUUGACAGCGGUAGCGUCGCUAUCUCUCUCUCUCCUCUCUCGAGCUCUCCUCUCUUCUCCUCUCAUCUCCUCUCUUCUCUCUCUCGCUACCCCUCUCUUUCUCUCUUCUCCCUUCUCUUCUCUCUCCACUCUCUUCUCUCUAUCUAGAUCUCGCUCUCUCUCUCUCUUGACUGCUCUUCUCUCUGAUACCUCCGGCUUCCCUUCCCCUUUCUAUUCUUCUCUCGGCGGAUGACUCUGUCAGGAACAGUUCAUGGAGAUGGGUUAUCUGAACGGGGGCCAGGAUCACGGGCCAGGUGCCCCACGAGGCAGAGGAGGACCACCGGGCCCUAGGGGCCGAGGAGGACCACCGGGACAACGAGGAGCACCCAGGUAACCAGACACACAGACACACAGACACACAGACAGACACACAGACAGACUCAUGAUGACAUUUAUCAAGGUGUCUGAUGAGAAGUCUGAUCAAAUAAAGCUUCUCCUUCCUCCUUCUUUCUUCCUCCAUCUCUCCAGGGGUAGAGGUAUGCCCCCACGUGGAGGAGGUGCACCCCGCGGCGGGCCAGCCAGAGGCGGGGUAGUGAGGGGGGCACCGGCAGGAAGAGGGGGACCUCCAGCCGCCCCCGCCAGAGGGGCAGCAGCGCCCCGAGCCAGACCCCCUGCCCCUGGGGGACCACCGAGGAUGCCCCCUCCACCCCUCCACCAACACCAGAACCAACAGCACCAACACGCACCUGAACAAUAUGAGGAAUAUGUAAGUUAAAAUGUGACCGACCGCCUUGACUCGUCUUAUGUAGCAACAUUUGAAAUUGUGUUUUUUUACAUUGGAUAAAAGCAGAGACACAGAGCUACAACAUGGUAUAUCAUGCACUGCAUUUAAGGGAACAAUGGGAAAGUAAUUCUGCUUUGGAAGUUGAUAAACUUGUAACCUCACUUUUGAGAAAAUGGCCUUUGAAUGUUUUGGUACCUACUGGAGAGCUCUUCUUUGUCUCCACCCAUUCAGCAUCGUUCACACCCUCUUAAGCGUUAGCCCCACCCAUCUCUUUAAGUGUUGAUCCGAGCGUUCUGUGCUAACAACAGCAGUCAAGCACCCAAACUAACUGGCUAACGUUGGCUAGCUUGCUAGCUACUUCCAGACAUAAAUGAGAAAACAGCUCACUGACCAUUUUACUCGCCCUAGCAGAGCUGGUUAGGCUGUUUUUAAGUUAUCCAGAGCGUUGGUGACUGCAACUGUGCUGCUGGCAACAAUUUACGCUUUUUUGCCAAUGUUUACUGACACCGGCCAUAUUCAACGGGUGUUGAGCGUUCAUAAAUUUGCCAGUUAUUCUGCGCUCUGACACACUCAGACGAGACUGCUCUGAAAUCAGAGUAGAUAACCAAAGCGAAUUUACCAGCUACGUCUAUCAACAGUUGUCACGGUGACAUUCUAUUGAAAUGGUUACUUGCAGAGUGGAGUCUUUUGUUAAGACAUGUAGCUAGCUAGCUAGGUAAACAAUGAACCAUAAUCCCAACUCAUGACGUUACUACCCUGCAUGAAUCUGCAGGUAGCUAACGAACCAGGUUCAAUGUUAGCUAGCUAACAUUAGGCUAUAACUAGCAAAGCAAAUGGCUCUGCGAUACAAAUAAUAUUACUACACAGAUCAUACACGUAGCGUUAGCUAGCUGACCUAACAACAGCAGUCAAGCACCCAAGCUAACUGGCUAACAUUGGCUAGCUUGCUAGCUACUUCCAGACACAAAUGAGAGAACAGCUCACUGACCAUUUUACUCGCCCUAUUGAAAUGGAUACUUGCAUAGUGGAGUCUUUUGUUACGACAUGUAGCUAGCUAGCUAAACAAUUAACCAUAAUCCCAACUCAUGAUGUUACUACCCUGCAUGAAUCUGCAGGUAGCUAACCAACCAGGUUACAUUUAAGCUAGCUAACAUUAGGCUAUAACUAGCAAAGCAAAUGGCUCUGAGAUACGAAUAAUAAGAUUAUACACGUAACAUUAGCUAGCAAGCCAGCCAGCUAACGUUAGCUAGCUAGCUAACAGUACACUUUAACUUUAAAUGAAAAUGACUUUCUGUGAAAAUUAGAAACAUGUAAUAUCCGAAAAUGUAGCUAGCUAGACUAUCUUACCCGUAUACAUCAUGGAUGGACGCUUCUCCCUGUCACAGAUGCAAUGUUUGCCCGUAGUUUGAAGAUGUAAUCCGGAGACAGGUGUUUUCUCCAUCUCCUUUGAUUUCAAAACUCGGUCGAGCAACACUUAUGCAGUUCUACUACGCAAUAUAUAUAUUUUUUAAUCCGCGUUAGAAGGAUUACCUACACAUACUUACCAGCUCAAAUAGACAGAAGCGUGCUAUAUGGCAGACCAAUCUGAACUCAUUUCUCGGCAUGUCCAGCCCACUCAUUAUCUCAGCCAAUCAUAGCUAGCAGGAAGGUUGCUGUCUUUAUCUGUGGCUAAACCAACUAGGCUCAUAAUUUAACAAUUUUAUUCAUAUUUAAAGAUGGCAUACAAGUUUGUUAUUAAGGCACAUGAAAGUUCACAUGUUCCAGAAGGCAUUUCUGCCCACAAACACAUUUUGUUUAAAAAAAUAAAAGUUUACGUUCAAAUGGCUCUCCUGUGAAGUACUGACCCGCGACAUACGCCUAGUUUCCUGAAACGAGUCACAAAUAUCAAUUAAUUUUAAUACGACUGUUUAGUCCUUUGUCAUUCCAUGAUACAUGUAUUAUUCCAAGUUUUCCAUGAUGUUUAUUAGCUAGUUGAUUUUUCGACCCAUCAUGUUAUAAUUAUGAAGUUACAUUGUAACAAUGAUUCAGAGAACAUGUAGGGUCAAACCUUCAUUUUGUAAAGCUUUGAAGCCUAUAAUGAACAAUUUAAGAAUGUAAUCUGGUUAGUUAUUUAACCCUAAUUUAUCCAGGUUAGUUUAAAUCUAUUUCACCAGGGAGAUCAGAUCCAGGCCAAGACAGUGCUAGUAGUGGGAGCUGACUAGUAAUGUGUUAUUGUAGAGAGCAUAUCGAGUGAAGCAAAAGCCUUGCUAGGUCUACCUUUUAUAAGACAUUGGUACAAUGGCAUUUUAAGAACUACCCCUGUUAUAUUUGGAUUCACAUUUAUUUUAUGUACCUCUUUUUAUUUUGUAUUUUGUAUUUUUUACCUUUAUUUAGUUCUGAUUUACAACUGCGACCUGGCCAAGAUAAAGCAAAGCAGUGCGAUAAAAACAACAACACAGAGUUACAUAUGGGGUAAAACAAAACAUAAAGUCAAAAAUACCACAGAAAAUAUAUAUACAGUGUAUGCAAAUGUAGCAAGUUAUGGAGGUAAGGCAAUAAAUAGGCCAUAGUGCAAAAUAAUUACAAUUAGUAUUAACACUGGAAUGAUAGAUGUGCAAGAGAUUAUGUGCAAAUUAGCAAAAUAAAUAACAAUAUGGGGAUGAGGUAGUUGGGUGGGCUAAUUUCAGAAGGGCUGUGUACAGGUGCAGUGAUCGGUAAGCUGCUCUGACAACUGAUGCUUAAAGUUAGUGAGGGAGAUAAGAGUCUACCAGCUUCAGAGAUUUUUGCAGUUCGUUCCAGUCAUUGGCAGCAGAGAACUGGAAGGAAUGGCGGCCAAAGGAGGUGUUGGCUUUGGGGAUGACCAGUGAGAUAUACCUGCUGGAUCGCAGACUACGGGUGGGUGCUGCUAUGGUGACCAAUGAGCUAAGAUAAGGCAGAGAUUUGCCUAGCAGUGAUUUAUAGAUGGCCUGGAGCCAGUGGGUUUGGCGACGAAUAUGUAGUGAGGACCAGCCAACAAGAGCGUACAGGUCACAGUGGUGGGUAGUAUAUGGGGCUUUGGUGACAAAACGGAUGGCACUGUGAUAGACUACAUCCAAUUUGAUGAGUAGAGUGUUGGAGGCUAUUUUGUAAAUGACAUCGCCGAAGUCAAGGAUAGGUAGGAUAGUCAGUUUUACGAGGGCAUGUUUGGCAGCAUGAGUGAAGGAGGCUUUGUUGCGAAAUAGGAAGCCGAUUCUAGAUUUAACUUUGGAUUGGAGAUGCUUAAUGUGAGUCUGGAAGGAGAGUUUACAGUCUAACCAGACACCUAGGUAUUUGUAGUUGUCCACAUACUCUAGGUCAGACCCGUCGAGAGUUGUGAUUCUAGUCGGGCGGGCGGGUACAAGCAGCGUUCGAUUGAAGAGCAUGCAUUUAGUUUUACUAGUGUUUAAGAGCAGUUGGAGGCUACGGAAGGAGUGUUGUAUGGCAUUGAAGCUCGUUUGGAGGUUUGUUAACACAGUGUCCAAUGAAGGGCCAGAUGUAUACAAAAUGGUGUCGUCUGUGUAGAGGUGGAUCUGAGAGUCACCAGCAGCAAGAGCGACAUCAUUGAUAUACACGGAGAAAAGAGUCGGCCCAAGAAUUGAACCCUGUGGCACCCCCAUAGAGACUGCCAUAGGUCCAGACAACAGGCCCUCGCAUUUGACACAUUGAACUCUAUCUGAGAAGUAAUUGGUGAACCAGGCGAGGCAGUCAUUUGAGAAACCAAGGCUAUUUAGUCCACCAAUAACCUCUGGGUUAAGGUUUGGUAAUCGCAGCUCAGUACCUCUGGGUUAAGGUUUGGUAAUCACAGCUCAGUACCUCUGGGUUAAGGUUUGGUAAUCGCAGCUCAGUACCUCUGGGUUAAGGUUUGGUAAUGGCAGCUCAGAACCUCUGGGUUAAGGUUUGGUAAUGGCAGCUCAGAACCUCUGGGUUAAGGUUUGGUAAUGGCAGCUCAGAACCUCUGGGUUAAGGUUUGGUAAUGGCAGCUCAGAACCUCUGGGUUAAGGUUUGGUAAUGGCAGCUCAGAACCUCUGGGUUAAGGUUUGGUAAUCGCAGCUCAGUAACUCUGGGUUAAGGUUUGGUAAUGGCAGCUCAGUACCUCUGGGUUAAGGUUUGGUAAUGGCAGCUCAGAACCUCUAGGUUAAGGUUUGGUAAUGGCAGCUCAGUACCUCUGGGUUAAGGUUUGGUAAUGGCAGCUCAGAACCUCUGGGUUAAGGUUUGGUAAUGGCAGCUCAUGGUACACAACAUUGCAGUAAAACAUUGGGCGGCAGGUAGCUUAGUGGUUAAGAGCGUAGUGCCAGUAACCGAAAGGUCGCUGGUUCUAAUCCCCGAGCCGACUAGGUGAAAAAUCUGUCGAUGUGCCCUUGAGCAAGGCACUUAACCCUAAUUGCUCCUGUAAGUCGCUCUGGAUAAGAGCGUCUGCUAAAUGACUAAAAUGUAAAAAAAUGUAAAACCAGCUCUAUUACAAACUCUAUAACAGACUCUGAUUGCUCCAUAAUGGAAGUUCUUCUUUGCCAAUUUAUUUACAGUCUAGAACUCAUCUACAGGUGAAUGGAGUUACAGUCUAGAACUCAUCUACAGGUGAAUGGAGUUACAGUCUAGAACUCAUCUUCAGGUGAAUGGAGUUACAGUCUAGAACUCAUCUACAGGUGAAUGGAGUUACAGUCUAGAACUAAUCUACAGGUGAAUGUAGUUACAGUCUAGAACUCAUCUAUAGGUGAAUGGAGUUACAGUCUAGAACUCAUCUACAGGUGAAUGGAGUUACAGUCUAGAACUAAUCUACAGGUGAAUGGAGUUCAGGACAAGGAUCACAUAUAGGAUCACAUAUAGGAUCACGGAAAGGAGCACGGAAAGGAAAUGAUCACAUAAAGGCAUGCUUUUCUGCCCUCUCCCUCUGCUAAUCUUUCUGACCCCCUCUCUCUCUCUCUCUCUCUCUCUCUCUCUCUCUCUCUCUCUCUCUCUCUCUCUCUCUCUCUCUCUCUCUCUCCCUCUCUCUCUCUCCCCUUCUCACUAGGCCUAUGAUGAGAGCUACACAGAGCCAGCGUACGAGUCAUACGACAAUUACUACAGUCAACCACAGGCGUGAGUCACCAAUCUCUCCAUCUAUUGGCAACAAACCACACACAUGCAUACACACACACUAGCGCACACUCUGGCCUCCUUGCUCUUCACGGUUACACUUACCCUACUUACUAACUGGAUUAUUGAGUUAUGGGGAACGUAGGGACUGAAAUAGGCUAUAUUUCUGAAUUCAUACGGAUGAACUUUCCUACCCCUGUGGUAGGAUUAUUUUGAGUCUACGUGUUCUUUAAUUGGAGAAAGAGAUGGGCUGCUGUCUUCAGCUAACUGUGACUAGGUUAUCGCUUGGCUAACAUCAGUUAUUAAAGCUAUUCUAUUUACAUAUUAAGUGAUUUUUAUGAAUGAAAUGUAACUCAAACUCGCUUGGGUUUGCAUUUCUGGUUAGCUUGAUAAGCUAGUUAGCAACCUACCUGGUUAGCUUGAUAAGCUAGUUAGCAACUUACCUGGUUAGCUUGAUAAGCUAGUUAGCAACCUACCUGGUUAGCUUGAUAAGCUAGUUAGCAACCUACCUGGUUAGCUUGAUAAACUAGUUAGCAACCUACCUGGUUAGCUUGAUAAGCUAGUUAGCAACCUACCUGGUUAGCUUGUUUAGCCGGCUAGCUUGGUGUGCUUCUAUUUGAAAUGUUAUUUUUCCCAUGUUUUUCCUCUUAGAGAGCCAGAGUACUAUGAAUAUGGACACGGAGAGGCACAGGAGACAUAUGAACCCUACGGUAAGACAUCACUACUCCACUCUAAAGCCAAACCUCUCACCCUUUAUGGGUGAGGGAAAUCUGUUUUCUGUCUUGAUUAUUGCUCUCGGCGUGUGCCAACAUGUGGUUUUUGUUUCUGUAGUCGGUAAAUUUCACGAAUAAUGCUGACAACAACAAUGUGUUCAAUACAUCCUUGUUGAAGUGCGCUUGGGAACCAGAAGGAAAUUGUGUCAGUUGGAGAUGUCUACUUGACGGCCAAGCUCGUUUUGUAAUUUCUGUUUUUGUCUAUGUCUGUCUGUUCUGUGUGUGUGUGGUUCACCCCUCUAGCCCAGCACGACUGGAACGGGGCCCAGAGAGCGGCACCGGGGGGAAAGGUCCCACCUUCCAGAGCGGCUAAGGGCCCUUACCGAGAACACCCCUAUAGACAAUACUGAACUCACCAUGACAACGCCUAGCGACCAACGCUACUACCGUUAACGAGUUGCCCUGACAACCAACCACCAACCUGUCUACCACGGCAACUCUCGCUCUAAGCAACCUUCGAAAAAAGUAAUUGUCCGUUUGGUUUUGGUUUGGUAUUUUCUACUACGCUGGACUUUUACAUACAGAAAAUGAGGAUCUUGACUGAUUGAAGCUGGUUUGAUAUUUCAUUCAGAGCGACCCUAAAGCAUUUUUUAGAUGGGUUAGAGAAGAUAACUGUAUUUUAGUUUUAGUUUGGUUUGAAGUUUUAGUUAAUCUGUUUUUAUCUCUGACCCUAUCUCUCCCUUGGCUUUUUUUGCAUUGUUGACCGUAACCUUUUUUUAAAAACAUUUUGGAUUUAAACUCAUUUCUAGUGGAGUUAGAGACUGCUUAUCCACUUGUUAGCAUCUUAAGAAAACCAUUUUAAUUAUUUUGUUAAAAAAUACUUUUAAGGGACAGUUGCAGAUUCCCAUUUAGGCUACAUUUCAAAAUUCUGUUUUAAUAUAGCAAAGUAAAAGAAACGUCAACGCUGUUUCAAUUAUGUAAUAUAGACCAAACAAAAACUUUAAAUCAAGUCAAAGGAAACAGUAAAAACAAACAAAUGUUAAUGGGAUUUGCAGCAGCGAUCUAUUCAUUCUUGAUUUAUAAUUCAUAUUUGUUUUAAAUAGUAUUUAAUUAAAAGUUGUACAUUUAGACUUAGGCAGCAGGGAUUAUAUAAUGAUAUUUUGUCAUUGUACAUUAGAGUUUUGAAAUAUAGGCCUAAUAACCACUGUUGAGAUGGACUGUCCUCACAUACUUCAUUUGUUUAUUAAAGUUGUUCAACAAUUUAAGUUAAUUUAAUUAUGGCUCUACAGUCAAUUUCUUAUUAGAAGCAGAAUAUGGUCUUAGAUUGGCCUCAUGAUAAAAGAAAACAUCACGUGUCAGAACAGGAUCUUAUUGGUUGAUUCGAGUCUAUAAACUGCCUGUGAAAAAUGACGCAAUGAAGGAUUGGGACAAAAAUCUCCACAUGGGUUUUCUCUUUAUACAGAGAAGGGAUCCUGCAGUUUAUUAAUCUGAUCUCUUGUACAUACUUAAAAAAAACGUCCAAACUGUACGUAUCCACUAUUCUGCCACUGGUAUAUAGUGGCUUGCGAAAGUAUUCACC
Messenger RNA from Coregonus sp. 'balchen', 20964 nucleotides. The record is from the annotation of a GenBank genome assembly. NCBI's taxonomy places the organism in Eukaryota, Metazoa, Chordata, Actinopteri, Salmoniformes, Salmonidae.